CUGACUUUCACGAGCAUCACUCGCUCCUUCCUCAGCAGUGCUUUGAAUAUCACUUAGCCCUCCUCAGCUUCAACGGCAGCACACUACGUCACUCAUUUGUGGCGCCAUUUCGGCUGCCUUUAUAAACAACACCAACGGUCUUUUCCCUCUUUCUCUUCUUUUCUUUUUCUGUUCAUUACCUUGUCUUAAUCAUUCAGCAUAGACCAUCUGAUUCACCUCAAUAUAAACAUCUAAUUCACCUUGACAUACUCAUCUAAUUCACUUCAACAUAGACAUUGAAUUCACCUCAGCACAGACAUUUAAUUAAUUCCAAUACACAUCUAAUCUAUUCUGACAUUCUGAUUCACCAGCUCCAUAAACAGAUGCACAUUCUAAUUCACCAACUUUAUUUUCUACGUCGUAAACAGAAAACGAAUUUUGAUCCACAAACUCUAUUUUCUACGCCACAGACACCGAAUUAUCAAUUGCUCCAAUGACACCCAAGCGUUUGAAUCAGCAACAGCAACGGCCUACAUAUUCUCCUUAUUUCCCUCCACGUCUCCCUUCUUCUUCAUACCGACCACCACCACCGCCCCCUUUCCAUCAUCACACUUCUCUCAAACAGACCAUUGCGCCACCAGGCAUAUCAUCUACAUCAUGGACUGUAUCUCAUGCUAUGGCACCAGUGCUCGCUCCGCCACCAACACUUGAGCAGCUUCAGAAACUUGAGCGCGCCACCACAGCCCCACAGCUCCCGUCUAUAACUGCACGACCUCAAACAAGCACGUCACCAUCUACUGGAUCUACUGAUGCAAGGCCUCCAGCGACCAAGGAGACUGUCGAAACCAUCUCGGCCAUCAUGCUCAACACGCCUCAGUUUUAUUCUAAAGUACUCGAUCUCAUGAGCAGUAUGAAUAUUCCUAUGUCUGGUACUUCAAAGCACACUCAACCAACGGUAAUAGCCGCAGAGACUACGGAGACUACGGAGACUACGGAGACUACGAAGGUUGCAGAGACUACGAAGGUUACGGAGACUACCGAGACUACAGCAACUACAACGACUACAGGGGCCACAGAGACAUCAUCUUCCGAACCAGUGCACAGGCUGAGUAAGAAUCAGAAAAAGGCUCAAAAGGCAAAGGCCCGACGCAAGGCCUCGGAAAUGGUGAAACUGGCUCGAAGCCACUUCAAGUCUGAAGUCGGGACAGCUUCAUCAAGUGAAAAGCCGGUGGCUAAUGAGAAAGAUGUACAAAGGCUACUUAAAUUCCAAUUGCAGCUCAGGGAUCAAUGGAAGGUUCGGCGGCACGACCUUUUCCAGCAAGCACAAUACAACCCUCGCAUCUUGGAGAAAAUCUCGAGGACCGUAGCAGAGGAGCAAAUGGAGCUGAAAAGAAAGAUGAAAUAUACUCCCUCAAAGAAGGUCAACGCCAACACUUAUUUGAAGAUCUGCAUGUUGGAAAGUGUAGCAGACCAGGCAAAUGAGGCGAUUGCUUCUGUUGCAAGGGACUUGAAGGUCCCAAUUGUGCAGGUGCUUCUAGAAGAAUCUAACUAUCCAAAUGGCAGAGCGUAUAGGAGGGCCAAGGCCUUAGCAAAGAAGCUCCCAGGUGAGAAGUCGGAAGGCCUGCGCACCAAUCUUUUGCGCAACGAAGCGCUUAGACAUGCAAAAGCAGAGGCAUCUGCAGAUGCUGCGUACACUAAAGGCCUUGAGCGAAGCGAUGAAGUGAAAGAGAGCUGGGAUCCCGCAGAGGCUGUAGAGAAUCUCAGAGUCGACAGUAGUUCUUCCACUUUAGAAGAAUCGCACGAGACCACUAAGGGAAAAAGCCUUCGAUCCAUUCUAAAGCAAGGUGAUAUAGUGCAGAGGCCUCUCAAGUCUGAGAGCACUGACACUUAUCGCUUUGUGGCCCAAGAGGACAUGGAGCUUGAAUUCGAUUGCUCCUGGAUGUUUUCGAACAUUCCUAAACUAAGGAGCAAAUCGGAUGUCCAUCAGGCAGGACGUCUUUCUUGGGGAAAGAGGGCUACAAAGCUUUUCGCAAAGAACGACGUUCCAAAUGAAAAUCAAGGAUGUAAGCGAAAAGCUUCAGCAGACGCAGAUGCAGAUGCAAGGACUAAAAGCCCUAAACGACCCAGAGAUGACGAGAGUCCAUCUCGGUGGAGGAUAUGGAGAUGGAACACCAUGUCGGAACUGUCUUUCCCUGGUACUGUUGAAACUUGCUCUAUAGUGCUUCUCCUUUGAAACUAUGGCUCGAAGGCUAAAGUCACUGCUGAUGCUGUGCCACCGAUGCUCUUGGUGGUGCUAUUGUUGAUGCAGAUGCUAAAAUCGAUGCUGCUGCAGUAGGGGCUUAUCUUUGGCCAGACAUCCUUCAGCGCCGAUGAAGUGUUUCGUGAUAUUGACUGGCGUGGUGCCAUAAGUGAUGGUACUUUGGUAGGAGAUGUACUAUAGGAGAAGCAAUGGUGCUGUUGAAGAAUGAGGUGGAAGGGACAGUAACAGGAUCAGAGAGGCGUUUUUUACGUCUCCUUCAACAAUGGCGAUGUUUCAACAGUGCCGUAGCAAGUGUCAUUGUGAGAAGAGCAUGCCGAUCAC
Lobosporangium transversale is the source of this 2560-nucleotide messenger RNA. RefSeq lists its product as hypothetical. The record is from RefSeq and is a predicted model, not a curated record. The transcript is spliced from 2 exons. Bases 473 to 2212 code for a protein of 579 amino acids. NCBI's taxonomy places the organism in Eukaryota, Fungi, Mortierellomycota, Mortierellomycetes, Mortierellales, Mortierellaceae.